Messenger RNA from Notolabrus celidotus (New Zealand spotty), 2483 nucleotides. RefSeq names its product heme binding protein 2 (gene hebp2). The record is from RefSeq and is a predicted model, not a curated record. Gene Ontology annotation, cellular component: cytoplasm. NCBI's taxonomy places the organism in Eukaryota, Metazoa, Chordata, Actinopteri, Labriformes, Labridae. The transcript has 5 exons. Bases 87 to 662 code for a protein of 191 amino acids.
AUGAAAACAAACGCACUGCUCUGUCUGACAGCAGGGACUGAACGCGCCCGUAUUACAGAGAUACACUUUCCAUCUUCGGAUCAGACAUGCUCAAAGCUGUGGGGCAAGUUCUGUUCUCCAGUGGACUGCAGAACCCGAAAUUCACUCCAGCAGAGAAACAGGGACAGGACUAUGAGAUCCGCACCUACCAUGCCACCAAGUGGGUGAGCACUACUCUGAGCGGGAUGAAGAUGGAUGAAUCCUUGAGCACAGGUUUCCGUAGACUCUUCAGCUACAUUCAAGGCAACAAUAAAGAUAAGGUGAAAGUGGAGAUGACAGCUCCUGUGUCGUGCCGUGUGGACCCCGGAGCCGGCCCUGCAUGUGAAUCUCAGUUCACCGUCUCCUUCUACAUCCCAGAAGAGCAUCAGGAAAAUCCACCUGAGCCGGGCGACGCUGACGUGUUCGUGGAGCCCAGGAAAGAGUUCACAGCUUAUGUCAGGAGUUACGGUGGGUUCUCCAAUGAGAACAUGAAGCGCCAAGAGCUCCUCAAACUUCUGGAGAGCCUGCAGAGAGACGGAGUGCCGCAUGUUGACCAUCCUUUCUACGUAUGUGGGUACGACAGUCCCUUCAAACUGACCAACCGUAAGAAUGAGGUGUGGGUACUCAUGAAGGAGCCAGAGUAGGAUGUAUCAAGGCCAACUCUUAGUCCAACAUAACCACGAUUUGUUUUUGUUAAAGUAUGAUCAUUUAUGACUUUAUAACAUCUGAACAGUUCUGCCACACUAAUCUGAAACCAAAGGGACUAAAAUAGAAAUGUCAUGUAUAGUAAUAAUAGUGAUAGUUUUUAAGGUAACGCUAACAACAGACAUUUUAAAAUACUUUUUAUUAUAAUAAUAAUAAUACAUUUUAUUUGGUGGUGUCUUUCAAGUCACCCAAGGUCAGCUUACAGGGAAUAAAAUAAAAAACAUUCAUCAUUAAAACAUCAUUAAAACAAACAGACUAAGUAAUAAUAUAAAAUAAAAAUAAAAAUAAAAAAAACUAGUGAAGUGCACAGGGUUCAGUUAAAGGGAAUAUGCUAAUUUGAAAAGGUGGGUUUUGAGUUGGGAUUUGAAUGAUGAUUUUUCCUGUCUGUCUUAAUUUUUUUACUGCCUCCACUAAAAGUUACUGAAUUAUAGACUCACUGGAAUAGGCCAAACAAGCUCUAACAUAUGAAGCUGGAAGAAAAACUGAGUGCAGUGGCACAUUGUGUCCAGCAGGUGGAGCCAAGACGCCAGGAAACAUUUCUCUCAUUUGAUGCACUUUGAGAUGACAAAAAACCACAAGUGCCUUUUUUCUUUUUUUUUUAUGAAUUGUUGAGUAUGGACUUAUUUUCUUAAUUUAAUGAUUCACAAUGCAAAUUAAUAUGUAUCAAUUGAUCUAUAUUUCUAUUCAAAUGACCUGAAAAUGAAGAUUAAGUGCAGGAUGGAGAAAUGAAGGUUAAUUCAGAGCUGUUUUGAAACUCUAGUUACAUACCUGAGCUUUUUUUUUUCUAUUAUCAGUUGCUGUUUUUGUUCCUCCAUGUCAAUUUUGGCUUUUCAACAGUGACUCCCUAAUGUAAUUCCAGCAUUAUAUAAUAGGGAUUGAAAUCAACAGUCCUCAUGCUGUUAGAGAAGUGAGCUUUAAAGUUCAGCCAAAGCCAAAAUUAAGCAUGAAAUAUGUCCCGAAAGGCAUGUGUCUUUCAAAUAUUUACGGUCUCUCUUCUUUGAGUUACUGCAGAUGGUGGGAAAAAAAUAAACAUCCACUGACCUUCUUAUGAGGUCCUGCAACUCUUAAUGCCAUUUACCACAGGAGGAGAAUCUACUACAGUGACUGAAAAUACUUAAUUUUCAUGCUGAAAGGAUUUUUUUUAUAUCGAGAUGAACUUGAAAAUUGUGAAUCCAUCCUUAAACUGUGCAGGUCAUCUGCAGAGUGUGACAGCAGCAGCUUUCUUCCUUCUGUCACUCACUGGUCUCACUGUGAAGGUGACUCUGCCCGCCUGAUAGACUUAAUGUUGGUAAAUCUCAGUUUGUCUGAUCUCUGUCCUCACUUACUGUCACCACUGUCACACUUGUUACCGUGAGCGGACUGAGUCACAGUAAAUCUGGGCCAGAAAAGUUGGCACCAUUCUAGAGUCUGCCUAAAAAAUACAUUCCCUGAAUAACUUUGUCGUUUACAGCCUCAGAGCUUCAACUCAGAUUUAUCAACAUGUUUGGUGCUAAGUGGGUUGAACAUUUUUGCAAAGAGUGACUUACUAGCUAAUAAAAAUCAUUGCUUUUAAUGUAUACCUCCUUUUUAUACAUGAAGUCUCAUGUAUAACUCAUGAUGUACUAAAACUGUGUGUUUCUUAAUGAGGAAGGGAUACUACAAGGAACUUGAUAAGGGAACGAUGACACUGCACUAUGAAUCAUGGAGGAUUAUACUUGUGUUUAAACAAUGUUUGAAAAUGUAAUAUCUAAUCAAAUAAUAAAGAACUCAGCAUGAAACUA